Molecule: messenger RNA, 657 nt
Organism: Aureobasidium vineae
Lineage: Eukaryota; Fungi; Ascomycota; Dothideomycetes; Dothideales; Saccotheciaceae
Source: the annotation of a GenBank genome assembly
AUGGCAUCCAAGAGAGGCCCGGUAGGGCCACCGAAGACAAAGGAUCGCGGCCCUACCAGCAAGGAAGACACGCAGACCGAUUUCGCUGCCAUGAACGUCCUCGGAAACACGCCCGCCCCUACCACCGCCAUUGACGCUUGCGCACACGACGGCUUCGCACUCAACUCGGGCCUCAAGAUUGCUGGCUCUGGAGUCAUGCUUGUCGGCGGAGAUGCCUUCAACUGGAAGCCGUGGAUCAGGGAGGGGAGAAAGGAGGGCACCAUUGGCGAAGGCGCAAUAGGCGACGACAACAAGGGCGUCUCGAGCGUUGGAGGCUCCCUGCGCAACAAGAAGGGUCAAUGGGAAGUGCCCGAGCACAGCUGGGGUCUCCUCGACGCUGUGUGGCCCAAGCCUGGUACGUCCCCAAGACCCCUUUUUCCUGUCCCUGCCAACAUUGCUGAUGCCGCGUCUANNGAUCUCCUUAUCUUGGGUACUGGUCCUUCGAUUGUGCCAGUGUCGCCCGAGACGCGGAAGCAAAUCAGCGAUCUGGGUAUUCGACUUGAGGUUGCAGACACGCGCAACGCCGCCUCGCAGUUCAAUCUCCUGGCCACCGAGCGUGGUGUUCAACAGGUCGCUGCCGCUUUGAUACCCAUUGGUUGGAAGGAGGGCACUUACUAA